AUGGACGAGGUCGAGAUCUUGGAGACGAGCUCCUUGAACCAGCCGAACCUCCUCACCACCAAGAUCACUAAUGCAAAAGGCAGCUGUGAGUUCAGGGUUUACCUUGGCAACCUGGUCGUGGUCACCAACACGGGGAAUAGCGAGCUGGUCCUCAGGGAGGGGCUCGUCAUCGCAGGGUUCGGGAAAGAGAUCCCGGUGGUCUUCGAUAGCUCUGAGAACGUGGUCAUCAUGGGAACUCAAAUGGUUACCAUCAAGGCGGCAGUGGAGGAACGCAGGACCCAGAACCCUUCGGUGUCUGUGUGCUACCACUCCAUCGAGCCUAAUGCGGGCCCUGCCAACCCUGGCAGCUUCAAGCUCGUUGUCAAGGACCGCGUCGUGUGCACGCUCUCCACGAGCACGGCUGUCGAGGAGCAGGAUGGCGCUGAGCCUACCGGGAGGGUCAGGGCCACCCAGAGCAAUGCGGCCAACACGCUGCCACUGGACAUCUGGAAGAGCACGGGGAUUGCCAAGAUGGUCUGGAAUAUGCGCUGG
Prorocentrum cordatum is the source of this 531-nucleotide messenger RNA. The record is from the annotation of a GenBank genome assembly. Lineage: Eukaryota; Dinophyceae; Prorocentrales; Prorocentraceae.